Psylliodes chrysocephalus is the source of this 3166-nucleotide messenger RNA. The record is from the annotation of a GenBank genome assembly. NCBI's taxonomy places the organism in Eukaryota, Metazoa, Arthropoda, Insecta, Coleoptera, Chrysomelidae.
GUCCUUUUUUUGUUUUCAGUGAAAUGGUAUCCGCUUCUGACAAUCAUACGUCCUUCGGGAUGGAUAACUAUGGAUACGAAAAUUCCAAUGGUAAUUCAAAACGAUUGGGCCGAUCUGUAAGCGUGAACGCUGACGUAACCAGCUUCCAACGGUAUAGGACCCCUACUUCUAGUACAAUUUCGAGAUGGAGGAAAACCAGGGACGAUCCGGAAAACAUUUUUGAAGAAGAACUGCCCUCUGACGAUUUCGAAUACAUGGAAUGUGGCCCCUCUCCUCCAGCUGAUCAUACUCCGAAUAUUUACGAAAGUUUCGAAGAAUUUUCUACCAGUGCUGAUUUAACGGUGCAAAUAUGUCACGAUACGAUCAAAACGAAUUUGUUAGAACAUUUGAAAUUAUCUUCAGGGAGACAUCAACUAUUGGAUGAUAUAGAAAACAAAAAAAUUCAACCGGAUAAUUUGAAGGAUCAUUUUCAAGGUGCUUCCAAGGCGGAGAUUAAUAUUGCAUUUUUGUGGUCUGCUUUUAUGAAAAGACACGAUCUUCUUGAUGGACUUAUAAAACUGGGUGGGCAGCUUCAUUAUUUCGAACCAAGCCAGGGUUUAAGUGCAAUACAUCUGGCUUCGUUCAGUGGUUGCACGCAAGGUACUAAUUAUCUUAUCUCGAAAGGUAGUGACGUGAACGCUUUAUUCAAAUGCUAUAGUCCUUUGCAUUGUGCAGCAUUCGGUGAUAGUCCAGAUACUGCAAUGAUUCUUCUUAACAAUGGUGCUAAAGUUCAAAUGCGUACUAACAGCCCGCAUAAUUGCCAUGAGAGUGUUUUACAUUGCGCGGUCAGAGCGAACGCAAUUGCAUGCGUCAAAUUAUUUACACAAGAAGGAGCAGACGUUGCGCAAGUGGAACCAUCUGGUAUAUCGCCAAUUCAUUUGUCCGCCGAUUUAGGCCAUCCUCAUUGCUUAAGAAUAUUACUCGAACCCAAAACAUUUAAUAUAAAUUCACGAAGUAAAGAUAAAGAACAAACUCCUUUGCAUUUAGCAGCUGAAAGUGGCUAUGCUGAAUGUAUAGAAAUUCUUUUAGACCACGGUGCUGAUGCUAAUAUAAGGAAUCAAAGAGCGCAGUCCCCGUUGCAUUUAGCAGCACGUGCGCAAGCAUACGACUGCGUAGAGUUGCUUCUAAGAAAAGGAAAUGCUAAUCCUAAAACGGGCGACUGUGAUAAAAGAACACCUUUACAUUGCGCUGUGGGGAAAGCAGCUCGGUCUUAUGAUAUUAUAGAAUGUCUUAUUAAUUAUGGUGCCGAUAUUAAUGCUAAAGAUCAAUACGGUUAUUCGCCUUUACACAUAGCAGCUUUAAAUGAAUUAUCACAGUGCGUAGAAGUUUUAUUAUUUCAUGGUGCUGAUGUUACAGCUAAAUCAAAAUUUGGCAUGACAGCCUUGGGUAUAAUUACAAGAAAAACACCGGCUUCGUUGGCGAUGGUAACGCAAAAAUUAGAUUCAGCGAUAACAUUACAUCAUCAUCCGGAAUCAUCAAAUAGAGAAGUGGAGUUAAGAUUGGACUUUAGAGGAAUCCUACAAUACUGUCAUCCUAGAGAGAUAAGCUUUUUAAAUACUUUUGUUGACGAAGGGCAAAAAGAAAUUCUUCUACAUCCGUUAUGCUCUGCAUUCCUUUAUCUGAAAUGGGAGAAAAUAAGGAAGUAUUAUAUCGCUAGAAUGCUGUUUUGUUUUAUAUUUGUUUUAAGUUUGUCUCUUUAUGUGUUGACAGCAUUGGCACAUAAUUGUUACAAUCAUGGCAAGAAUAUGAAUGAUACUCAACCUCAAAAUGUGAUUGAAUUGUGUGAAAAGAAAUCCAUGAUGGGACACAUGUUAAGGAACAAUCCGUUUGUUAUAGAAAUGCAAUGGUUUGUUUUAGUGGGGAUAACGUGUUGUGAAAUUCUAAGAAAGGUUUAUGGUAUCGCGGGAUAUCCUUCUGUUAAACAAUAUCUUUCCCACCCCGAGAAUAUAAUUGAAUGGACAGUGAUUGCAAGCGUUUUUGUUAUUUCAUUUAUUUAUACCGGCAGAACAUAUACAUGGCAAAAUCACGUUGGUGCCUUUGCGGUGCUAUUUGGAUGGACCAAUUUGAUGUUAAUGAUUGGACAACUUCCGAUAUUCGGUUCGUACGUUGCUAUGUACACAAGAGUACAAGGAGAGUUUGCAAAAUUACUACUAGCUUAUUCGUGUCUACUUAUUGGUUUUACAAUUAGUUUUUGUGUUAUGUUUCCGGAUUCCUCAACUUUUGCAAACCCGUUUAUUGGCUUAAUAACUGUAUUAGUUAUGAUGACCGGAGAAUUAAGUUUGGAUCUUUUAGUUGAUGAUGAUCCCGAAGAUCCACCAUUUUUACUUGAGAUUAGUGCUCAAGUAACAUAUAUUUUAUUUUUACUAUUUGUGACAGUAAUUUUAAUGAAUCUUUUAGUAGGUAUAGCUGUUCACGAUAUACAAGGCUUGCAGAAAACGGCGGGUUUGUCAAAAUUAGUUAGGCAAACUAAAUUGAUUUCUUACAUGGAACUAGCUUUGUUUAACGGUUAUUUACCCCAGUAUUUAUUAAAUUUGCUGCAUUGGACAGCUUUAGUAUCGCCUAAAGCGUACAGAGUCGUUUUAAAUGUAAAACCUUUAAAUCCUAGAGAAAAGAGAUUACCAAAGGACAUUCUAAAAGCUGCUCAUGAAAUUGCUAAGCAACGUAAAAAUUACGGGCAUACAAUUUCUUCACAAGUCGGAAUGACAUACUCAAAAAAACUUAUGAAUAAUAAUUUAGAUGUAAAUUCUGAAAUUUUAGACUGUACUUUGCCCUUGUUACAUAGUAAAAUCGAAAAGAGUACUGAACAAAUUGAACAUUUAAAUAAAGAAGUUAGGCAAUUGAAAACUGUAAUUGAAACAAAUCAAAAACUCCUUGAACAACUAAUGAGCACUUUAUUACAUAACAGUAAAAAUAGUAAAUGUUAGGGCUUUCCAUUAACAAUUUGUUUUCUAUAGUUAAAUUUGAGAAGUACCAAGCUAUUUGAUAAAUUGAUCAUUAUUUUAUUAUAUUUUUUGACAUUUUUUUUUUUAUUUAAUUUUUUUCUAUUACAGCCGCCAUAUUGCCAUUAAAAGUGUGAUAUUAGAUUUAGUUAUAAUGUUGUUUUUGUUUAAAUAUAUAAAAAGGUAUC